Messenger RNA from Xenopus laevis (African clawed frog), 7944 nucleotides. It is a transcript of the gene myo18a.L, whose product is annotated as myosin XVIIIA L homeolog. Gene Ontology annotation, biological process: actomyosin structure organization. The record is from RefSeq and is a predicted model, not a curated record. The coding region runs from base 249 to 7940 and encodes 2563 amino acids. Lineage: Eukaryota; Metazoa; Chordata; Amphibia; Anura; Pipidae. The transcript has 45 exons. Gene Ontology annotation, molecular function: actin filament binding; cytoskeletal motor activity; ATP binding. Gene Ontology annotation, cellular component: cytoplasm; myosin complex; myosin filament.
GGCGGAGCUUUUGCCUCCAUUAUUUCUAACAAGAUCCUGAAGGAAAAGAAAAAGGCUAAAAAGAAAAAAAAAGGAGGGGGAAGCGGAGAGGAAGCUGCAGGCGUUACCGGGCUGAGCUGCUGAAUGAAUGUGACUGGGGCAAGUCCCGGCGUGGGAUAUUUAUCUGUUGGACGAAGGAGCACAAGCAGAAGCCACUGAAGCUUAUUCUGGCUCAUAUUGUGGAGAGGGUAUUUUAGAAACAUUCCAAAAUGUUCCACUUGAAGAAAAAGGAGAAAGACAAAGAUGGCUCUCGGAAAGACAAGAAAAAGGACAAGAAAGAAAGGAUGUCUGCAGCUGAACUCAAAAGUCUGGAGGAGAUGAGCCUAAGAAGGGGCUUUUUUAACCUAAAUCGGUCUUCCAAGAGGGACUCAAAGGCCAAGCUGGAGAUUUCCAAUCCUAUACCCAUCAAAGUAGCUAGCAGUUCUGAGCUCAAUCUUACUGACAUUGAGUCGGAUAAUUUCAGUAACAGAGGUAGUGCUAUUUAUGACUCUGAGCACCUGAGCACUGCAAGUUCCAGUGAUGACUUGAAAACAGAAGAGAACUUCAAAGGCUCUGUCCUCCAGCGGGCUGCAAAGUUUGGCUCUCUGGCCAAGCAGGGUUCUGGCAUGGCACAGAUGGUCAAGAGGUUCUCGUUCUCACAGAAGAGCAAAGAUGAAAGUCAGUCUGAAACCUCAACCCCCUCCGAGAAUUCUGCUGCUCCUUCCCCACAGAUUGAGGUCCGAACAUUUGAAGCGCAGCUCUCUAAACAUGGUGUACCUUCAGCACAGGAAAUCAUGGACAAUACUCCGAAUCUGGUUAGAAUCCCAGAAGUUGUGGGGAAGACCUUCCCGGCAGAUCUAAGAUUGCCUUUCGUACUUCCACCACUGGCGCCGGUGCCUAGGGAACUGGAGCUGCAAAGGAGAAACACUGGUGACUUUGGCUUCUCACUACGCAGGACAACCAUGCUAGACCGGGCGCCUGAUGGACAAGUGUACAGGAGGGUGGUUCACUUUGCAGAGCCUGGUGCCGGAACUAAAGACCUGGCCUUGGGGUUGGUGCCAGGGGAUCGGCUAGUGGAAAUUAAUGGUCGUAAUGUGGAGAAUAAAUCACGUGAUGAAAUUGUGGAGAUGAUUCGGCAGUCUGGUGAUACUGUGCGGCUGAAGGUACAGCCUAUACCUGAACUGAGUGAACUUAGCCGAAGCUGGUUGAGGAGCAGCAAGGGACUUCGGAAAGAGGCUUUUGAUGCCUUCCGUGCUGUUUCCCAGCAGACACCAGCAGAAGAAGCUCAGAAACGUCUGGAAAGGAUCUUCAUGGCAUCUCUGGACUCGGCAGCCUCUCUUCCCCAGAGCCAGGUACUGUAUCCCUGCACACAAGAUCCCUCUAGCAAUGCAACAUCGUCUUCUAUCCACGUCUGGGCUGGUGUUUGUGCGCGUGUGUCAUGCUGGAGUUCUGCCUUCGAGAGUCCCACUGAUGAUACCGCAGCUUUGCCUCCAUUGUCACCCAGUGUUCCACCCGAGGCAAAAACUGAAGAGCAAAUCUCUGCAGAACAGCACUGGUAUGAGACUGAGAAAGUGUGGCUGGUCCAUAAAGAUGGAUUCUCCCUAGCAAAUAAACUGAGUUCAGAGAGCAGCAAUCUGCCUGAAGGAAAAGUGAAAAUCCGACUGGAACACGAUGGGACUACACUGGAUGUGGACGAGGAUGAUGUGGAAAAGGCGAAUCCACCAUCGCAUGACCGAGUGGAAGACUUGGCUUCUCUGGUCUACCUCAACGAGUCCAGUGUACUGCACACACUACGGCAGCGUUACGGAGCUAACCUGAUACAUACCAACGCUGGAACUUCUAUGGUCGUCAUGAACCCCAUGAGCUCUCCCUCUAUAUACUCUGAGAAGGUGAUGCACAUGUUUAAAGGAUCCCGCCGGGAAGACAUGUCACCUCACAUAUACGGAGUCGCGCAGACUGCAUAUUGGAAUAUGCUGAUGACACGCCAGGACCAAUCAAUAGUUUUACUUGGGAGCAGUGGCAGUGGCAAAACCACCAGCUGUCAGCACCUCAUCCAGUACUUGGCAACUAUUUCAGGCAGCAUUGGGAAGAUCCUGUCAGCUGAGAAAUGGCAAGCAGUAUAUACCAUUCUGGAGGCAUUUGGCAACAGCAGCACCAAUCUCAAUGGAAAUGCCACCCGCUUCUCUCAGAUCAUCUCACUGGACUUUGACCAGACCGGACAGGUGGCCUCUGCAUCCAUACAGACUAUGCUACUGGAGAAGCUCAGAGUGGCCCGGCGUCCUGCAAGUGAAGCCUCCUUUAAUGUUUUCUACUAUCUCCUUGCGGGGGCAGACAACACACUCCGGACGGAACUUCACUUUAAUCACCUGGCAGAAAAUAAUGUUUUUGGUAUCAUACCCUCAGCCAAGGCUGAGGAGAAACAGAAGGCGGCUCAACUUUUUGCCAAACUCCAGGCAGCCAUGAAAAUCCUGGGCAUCUCGAGUGAUGAACAGAAGGCAAUUUGGUUAAUACUUGGAGCCAUCUACCACUUGGGCUCAGCCGGAGCCACCAAAGAAGCCGAUGAAGCUGGCAGGAAACAGUUUGCCCGGCAUGAAUGGGCGCAAAAAGCUGCAUACCUCCUGGGCUGCUCACUGGAAGAACUUUCCUCAUCUAUAUUUAAGCACCAGCCAAAAAGCGGCGCCUUACAAAAGUCAACGUCCUUCCGCCAAGGCUUGGAUGAUGGUAGCCAAGGGGAUGGCUCAGGUACAAAGCUGUCUGCCUUGGAUUGUCUGGAGGGCAUGGCUUCUGGUCUAUACUCAGAGCUCUUCACCUUACUCAUCUCUCUGGUAAACAGAGCCCUAAAAUCCAGCCAGCACUCUCUCUGCUCAAUUAUGAUUGUGGAUACGCCUGGCUUCCAGAACCCAAAGUUAGUAAAACAGGACAGGGGAGCCACCUUUGAAGAACUGUGCCACAACUAUGCCCAGGAGCGUCUGCAGGCCCUUUUUCAUGAGAAGACCUUUGUACAGGAGCUUGAGCGAUACAAAGAGGAAAAUAUAGAGCUUGCUUUAGAUGAAAUUGAGCCCAAUACAUCGGGCUCGGUAGCUGCUGUAGACCAAGCAUCGCAUCAAACACUGGUGAGGACACUGGCAAGGACUGAUGAGGCCAGAGGUCUUUUGUGGUUAUUGGAAGAAGAAGCACUGCAGCCCGGGGGCAAUGAGGACACACUUUUGGAACGUCUAUUUACUUACUAUGGACCACAGGAAGGCGAGGAGCCUGGCAAGAAACCUCUUCUUCAGAGCAGUAAGUCUCGGCACUUCUUGCUGGGUCACAGCUAUGGCACCAACUGGGUGGAGUAUGAUGCCACGGGCUGGUUAAAUUAUGUCAAGCAGAACCCUGCUUCCCAGAAUGCAGCUGCUUUACUUCAAGAUUCCCAGAAGAAAAUAAUAAGCAGCCUGUUUGCUGGUAGAACAGGGACAGCCACAGUGCUUUCUGGCUCAGUGGCUGGUCUAGAAGGGGGGUCCCAACUUGCUUUGCGCAGAGCUACCAGCAUGAGGAAAACCUUCACUACAGGGGUGGCAGCUGUGAAGAAGAAGUCUCUUUGUAUUCAGAUCAAACUGCAAGUGGAUGCUCUUAUCGAUACAGUCAAGAAGUCUAAAAUACACUUUGUCCACUGCUUCCUGUCCAAAGCUGAUGCUUGCAACAGUGAUGCCCGAUUAAUACCCGCUGCCAGAAUUGGCUCCAGUGAAUCAGAUCUGUCUGGAGAACGCUGUGAUGCGGAGCUCAUGCAAGUGGAUGUCCCUUUCCUUCGGGCUCAGAUUCGUGGGUCUCGGCUACUUGACGCUCUUCACAUGUACAGACAAGGGUAUCCUGAUCACAUGGUGUUCUGCGAGUUCCGCCGCCGCUUUGAUAUCCUCGUUCCGCACCUCACUAAGAAGCAUGGACGUAAUUACAUAGUCACGGAUGAGAAGAGGGCUGUGGAAGAGCUACUGGAGUCCCUGGAUCUAGAGAAGAGCAGCUAUCAUAUGGGCUUGAGCAGGGUGUUCUUCAGAGCCGGGACCAUCACAAAGCUUGAAGAGCAACGGGAUGAGCAGACCAAGAAGACCCUCACUCUGUUCCAGGCUGCAUGCAGAGGUUAUCUGGUUCGCCAGCAGUUCAAGAAAAGGAAGAUCCAAGAGCUUGCCAUUCGCUGCAUCCAGAAGAACAUUAAGAAAAAUAAGGGAGUGAAGGGCUGGCCCUGGUGGAAACUCUUUACUACAGUCCGGCCGCUGAUAGAGGUGCAGCUAACAGAGGAGCAGAUUCGUGGAAAAGACGAGGAGAUCCAGCAGCUGAAAAGCAGACUUGAGAAGGUGGAGAAGGAGAGGAAUGAACUACGGCUGAACACUGACCGCCUGGACAGCAGGAUUACAGAACUAAAUUCUGAGCUCACAGACGAACGGAACACAGGAGAAUCUGCUUCCCAGUUAUUGGAGACGGAGACUUCAGACAGGUUACGCGUGGAAAAGGACAUGAAAGAUCUGCAGGCCAAAUAUGAUGCACUGAAAAAGCAAAUGGAUUCCAUGGAAGUCGAGGUAAUGGAAGCCAGGCUGAUCCGUGCAGCAGAACUGAACGGCGAGAUGGAUGAUGAUGACUCUGGUGGAGAGUGGCGCCUUAAAUACGAGCGUUCUGUCCGAGAGAUUGACUUUACUAAGAAGCGAAUGCAGCAGGAGUUUGAAGAUAAACUGGAGGUGGAACAGCAGAGCAAGAGACAGCUAGAAAGAAGACUGGCAGAUCUACAGGCAGAUAAUGAGGAGACACAGAGAGCUCUACAACAGCUAAAGAAAAAAUGCCAGCGGCUCACCUCUGAACUUCAAGACACCAAGCUGCACCUAGAGGGACAUCAAGGACGCAACCACGAACUGGAGAAGAAGCAGCGGAGGUUCGACACCGAGCUUGCACAGGCACAAGAAGAAGCUCAACGAGAAAAGAUACAGAGGGAGAAGUUGAGUAGAGAGAAGGAUAUGCUGACGUCAGAAGUCUUCAGUCUGAGGCAGCAGUUGGAGGAGAAAGACACAGAGAUCACCAUCUCAUCACAGAAGGUAGAUCAGUUAGAAGCAGAGCUUCAAGACCUCUCAUGCCAGGAGUCCAAGGAUGAGGCUUCCCUCGCAAAAGUGAAGAAGCAGUUGCGUGACCUUGAAGCUAAAGUCAAAGACCAAGAAGAAGAACUUGAUGAACAGGCUGGAACCAUUCAGAUGCUGGAACAGGCUAAGCUGCGCCUUGAGAUGGAGAUGGAACGACUCAGGCAAUCUCACUCCAAGGAGCUUGAAGCCAAAGAUGAAGAAGUGGAAGAUAUUCGUCAGUCUUGCCAGAAAAAGCUUAGGCAGAUGGAGUUGCAGCUUGAAGAAGAAUAUGAGGAGAAGCAGAAGGUUCUCAGAGAGAAGAGGGAUCUGGAGAGUCGGCUGAACUCAGUGAGCGAGCAGGUCAGCACUCGUGAUUUUGAAACGGAGAAGCGUUUGAGGAAGGAUCUGAAGAGGACAAAGGCUCUACUCGCUGAUGCCCAAAUUAUGUUGGAUCACUUAAAGAACAAUGCCCCCAGUAAGCGUGAGAUUGCACAGCUCAGGAGCCAGCUAGAGGAGUCUGAGUUUACCAGUGCGGCUGCCGUGAAAGCCCGGAAAGCAAUGGAAGUGGAAAUGGAGGAUCUCCAUCUUCAGAUUGAUGAUAUCUCUAAAGCCAAGACAGCGCUGGAAGAGCAGAUGAGCCGUCUGCAAAGAGAGAAGAACGAGCUACAGAGUCGCAUGGAAGAAGACCAGGAGGACAUGAAUGAGCUCAUGAAGAAACAGAAAGCUGCAGUUGCUCAGUCCUCUCGAGACCUGGCACAAAUCAAUGAUCUGCAGGCUCAGCUGGAGGAAGCCAACAAAGAAAAGCAGGAGAUGCAAGAAAAGUUGCAAGGCUUGCAGAGUCAGCUGGAGUUCCUGGAGCAAUCGAUGGUGGAUAAGUCUGUGGUGAGCAGGCAGGAGGCCAAGAUUCGGGAGCUAGAGACACGUCUCGAGUUCGAAAGAACACAGGUGAAACGCAUGGAGAGCUUAGUCACCCGUCUGAAGGAAAACAUGGAGAAACUGACCGAGGAGCGUGACCAGCGAGCAGCAGCAGAGAACAGAGAGAAAGAGCAGAACAAGAGGAUUCAACGGCAGAUCAGGGAUACAAAGGAGGAAAUGGGAGAACUUGCUAAGAAGGAGGCAGAGGCGAGUCGCAAGAAGCAUGAGUUGGAAAUGGACCUGGAAAGCCUAGAAGCUGCAAACCAAAGCUUACAAUCAGACCUUAAGUUGGCCUUUAAGCGCAUUGGUGACCUGCAGGCAGCCAUUGAGGAUGAGAUGGAGAGUGAUGAUAAUGAGGACCUCAUAAAUAGUCUGCAGGACAUGGUGACCAAGUAUCAUAAGCGAAAGAAUAGAAAUGAUGGAGACUCUGAUGCUGAUUCAGAGCUUGAAGACAGAGUUGAUGGUGUUAAAUCCUGGCUUUCCAAGAAUAAAGGUUCCUCCAAAGCCUUCUCUGAUGAUGGCAGCUUGAAAAGCUCCAGACUUAGCCAAAGCACAGAGUUGAAGGAAGGCAAAGAGCUAAAGCCAGUUAAACAAGUCAAAGAGUUGGAGGACAGGCCAAUAUCUGUAAUGAGCUCUCUCAGUUAUAGGAAGCGGGUGAACAUUAAGGACUCUAUAGGUGGAAAGGGUGAUGAGGGCUCUUUGUUCUCUACUCUGAAAGAAAGGCCAGAGUCUCCUGAUAGGUCUUUCAGGAAGGUCCCGAAGGAUUCCUCCAAUAGUGUGUAUGAUGAUACACUCUCUGUAAGUUCAUGGAGGAAAUCCCAAGGCAGUGAAGACUUGGAGGAUAGAACUUCUGUUGUCUCCCAAGCAUUUACUGAAGCAUCCAGUCGAGCGAGGAGAGGGCUUGACAAACGCUGGUCUAUAGCUAGCCCAGAGUUUGAUAAAAUGUCUGUUGUGUCCAGUCGUGUAUCUAGCAGACGAGGUAUUGAGGAGGAUGAUGACUCAAAAUCAACUUUUAGCUUUGGCAUUACCAGCCCACCUAGUUUAAGAAGAAGUACAUCGAAAUUAGACGAGCCGCGCAGCAGUCUGUCAGCAUUAAGCCCAACACCUAGUAGAAGAUCUGAAUAUGGCUUGGAGACCCAGAGUAUCGGAAGCCGUCCUGAUACUCGCUUGUCUCUGGCUAGGAGCUCUUUAGAUGAUUUUGAUGAUUCUGUCAGCACAGCUUUUAGUGAUACCCGAUCAUUGUACAGUCACCAGUCUUCUGGACGUAGUUUUUCAGUGCCUCCACAGUCCAGAACGCCUGUAUCUGAUGAGGUAGGAAUCGAAAGCAGAGAUGCUCAGCCUGUCUCACACCGGAGCUAUUUAGACCCAGACUUGGAGGCUGCAAUUAAUGAGGUGCUAAACUAUAAGCCAAUAAAAUUCAAGAGGCGCAGCCUUGCUCCAGAUUCAGAGGAUGAUGAUGAUGCAAAAAGUGUCAAAAGUGUUAAGAGUUCAUAUAAGGAUUCUACAGAGUCUUCUGGGCUGAAAAGAUCAGCGUCGGCAUUGGAGUUUUCCAGGGCACCUAGCAGGAAAAAUAGAUCUAGAAAGGCAAGCACUGAGUCCGAGUCUGAAGAAGAUCGCAAGAAGAAGAGUUCCAAAAAACGCUCAAAGAAAUCAAAGAAGCGGUCAAAGAAAAAAGCAUCUGAAUCAUCUUCCUCCUCUUCCUCCUCCUCAUCAGAGUCUGAUUCCUCAUCUGAUUCUACAGUAUCCUACCGUAGUGGAAGUAGCGUGAAGAAGGCCCCAAAAAACAGAGAGCCAACAUCAGAUGAUGAAAACCCCCAGGGUACAAAGGAUGUUGAGAAAAACAGCAAGCACUCCAAAAAAGAUGACAAGAAAAGAAAGAAACAGAUGGACAGUGUCAUGAUGAAAUACUUAUACCGGCCAGAGAGUGAUUAAGGCA